Tetrahymena thermophila SB210 is the source of this 1158-nucleotide messenger RNA. RefSeq lists its product as hypothetical. The transcript has 2 exons. The record is from RefSeq and is a predicted model, not a curated record. NCBI's taxonomy places the organism in Eukaryota, Ciliophora, Oligohymenophorea, Hymenostomatida, Tetrahymenidae.
AUGAGAUUAUUUACUAUCAUUUGUUUAUCACUUUUAAUUGGGAUAUAAUGUACGAGUAUAAGUGAUAAAUACCCAUCUUUAAAGAAGAAAAUUUCAUUAGUUUAAAUGAUGACCAAUAUUGAAAGUAAAAUGGGAGUAAAGGCUCCAAUACAAGAAAUAUUUAAACUUGUUGAUGAUUAUAAAGAUUCUAUUUUGGAUGAAUAAUUAAAUUAAAAUAAUUUGUAUGACAGGUAGUCUAAAGAAUGUGUUGAUGAAAUUGAUUUCAGAGAAAAAGAAAUUGAAUCUGCUUCUGAUGCUGUUAAGAAGGCAUAAACAGCUUUAGAUUCUUGCAAAAAUCAAAAUGCUCGUGCUUAAUCAGAUCUUGAUACAGUUAAUAAUCAAGUUUAAGAAACUCAAAAUUAUUUAUCAUAAAUUAUUGCUACUAGAGAAUAAUAAGCUGAUGAUUUCUAAAAGGCAGCAUAAGCCUAUAGCUACAAUGCUGAAGCAGCUGACGAAGCAAUAGAAAUUCUGUCAGAAAUCUGGAGCGGUGAAGCUAGUUUUGUGUAAUUAGCCAGCCAUGCUAACAGGAUGCUUGUACAUGCAAUUUAAAUUAAAAAAGUACACAAACUUACUCCAGUAAUGACUGCGUUAGCUCAGCUAGCUACUAAAAAAUUAAUAGCUGAUGAAGCUUUAAUAAAUAAUGUAAUGAGUCUUUUGAGAGACUUCAGAGCUAGUUUAGAAGUUGAUUUUUAAAAUUUACAAGAAUCUGAGUAAUCUGCCAUUGAACAAUAUAACACAAACAAAUCAAGAACUGAAGAUUUCUUAUACACUCUUUAGAAAUCUUAAAAAGACCUCUAAGCUGAACUGGUCAAGCUCAAUCAAUGCAUAAACAAUUAGUCAGCUAUCUUUACAACAGCUCAAGCAAAGCUUCAAAGAAAUACCUAGCUUUUGGAUGCAGCUUAAAAUAUGUGUACAUCAUUCAAAAAAGAAUAUGAUUCUGCAACUAAUGCCAGAAACUAGGAGCUUGAAUUAAUUGAGGUUAUCAGAUAAAAAUUAGAAGCUAAGUAUGGUUAGCUAUCAGAGCUUGUUAAGGAAAGAGCUUCAGAGGAUAAUUUUGGUUAGAAUUAAGGCCAUGAAGAUUAUAAAGAAGAAUAAUACUAACAAAACAAAUAUUAUUGA